Molecule: messenger RNA, 1778 nt
Organism: Sphaerodactylus townsendi
Lineage: Eukaryota; Metazoa; Chordata; Lepidosauria; Squamata; Sphaerodactylidae
Gene: ATPSCKMT
Product: ATP synthase c subunit lysine N-methyltransferase
Exons: 6
Coding region: 487-1137 (216 amino acids)
Biological process (GO): regulation of mitochondrial ATP synthesis coupled proton transport; peptidyl-lysine trimethylation; positive regulation of proton-transporting ATP synthase activity, rotational mechanism
Cellular component (GO): mitochondrion
Molecular function (GO): protein-lysine N-methyltransferase activity
Source: RefSeq, a predicted model, not a curated record
GCCUAUGAGGAGGCGGAAUAAGCUCCCCUUUUCUAUUGUAUUGCGCACGCGCCGGGAGUGAUAAAAAGAUAAUGAUUUUUUAAAAUGAAAUAAUUUAAAAUCUGUCACAUCGCCCCUCUUUAAGAGUCUCCGAAUAUCUUUAUUGUGGUAUCUGUUUGGGGUAAAACCUCUUCAAGCCCCACAGCGGGACCCGCCUCUAUUCCAUCUAUCCUUCACCUGGCUUCCGAGGCGCAUACAUGCCGUCUAUUCUUCUAUUAAUCUAUUUUAUCCUUACAACCUCCCUGCAAGGUAGUCCGAAAGAAGGCCAAGGGCAGCCAUUGAGCUCCCGGGCGGAAGACGGGCGCGUGCGGCGUCCUGUGACGUCACGGCUUUGCAGCUUCCGCCCUCGCGAAGAGACUGUUGAGGGCUAAAAAUCCUUGAAGAGGAGAAUCUCUGGGAAGCUGCAAUUUUGAGAAGCCACGCACGCUGCUUUAAGGUGCUUUUGUUAUGUCAAAAACAUUUAAUGGAGGAAAUCCAGGCCAAGAUGUUUUGCCUUUGAUUCUCUGUGAUGAAGGCUCCCAACUUAGGAACUGGGGCUUAUUGGCCACUGGCAUUCUUGGGGGCUCAUUGGUCGUACUGUAUUCGAUUGCCACCCCAUUCGUUGCUCCAGCCCUGAGGAAGCAUUGUCUGCCGUUUGUACCUGCUACUCCAAAGCAAAUUGACAAUGUCUUGAGUGCGUUGAAGGGAAGAAGCGGAUCCUUGGUGGACAUAGGUAGCGGUGAUGGACGCAUCGUAAUCGCAGCUGCAAAAGUCGGUUUCAAAGCCGUUGGAUAUGAGCUGAAUCCCUGGCUAGUGUGGUAUUCCCAGUACCAAGCUUGGAAAGCAGGAGUGCAUCAUAAUACUAAGUUUUACAUUUCAGACUUAUGGAAGGUCAGUUUUUCCCAAUAUACAAAUGUGGUUGUUUUUGGAGUGCCCCAAAUGAUGCUGCAACUUGAGGAAAAGCUUGGAGAAGAACUCCAGCUGGAAGCCAAAGUCAUUGCGUGUCGUUUCCCUUUCCCCUGUUGGAAGCCGAGUCAUACUGUCGGAGAGGGUAUUGACACAGUGUGGGGAUAUAAUUCAGACUCUUUCCGAAUGGGAGAGAAGCCGGCAGAGCUAUGACCAAGCAUACUCCUGAUUACUUGAAGUUUCAUGCGUAUUGUUCCAGUGACUUUGGGUUUGAUGCAAACAUAUGCAAGAUGAAGCAGGAUUGUGCCAGUGGAUCUUCUGUGCUUCCCCCCAGAAACCCCCAGUGUACCCCCAAAUCACAAAGUGAUGUUCAUGGGACUUUCUUGAACAGGAACUGUACCGAGGUGGAGGAAAUGGGAAUAUCCACUAGUGCACGCUCCUUGAAUGGCAUAAGUCUGGAUCCAACCCAUUGAAUUAUGAAUGUAAUUGUUUUCUAGAUAGACACAAUUCUAUUAGUUUAAUGAGAACUAUUCAGAAGUAAUACUGGGCGGGGGAGGGGGUGCAGUUCACAAGCAUUACUUGUGUCUGGUGUCCUAAAAAAAUCAAGGAAGACUUCAGCCCUGCAAAAUGCAGGUACCUGGGGUUUUUUUUCCCUAGUGAUGGUUCAGAUUUGUACAGUAAAACGUACCCACCCCAAACUCUGAAAAAGCUCUAGGGUAAAACAGAAAUUGAACACAAUUUUUAAAAGUUGCUAAAAUUGUAAGAUGUGAUGAUAAAAACAUUCAAAGUGGAACAGUGUUUUUAAUAAACUCUUUAAUGUAUAGCAAAAUGUAAUAAAGUUGUGUUUAAAAUUG